Molecule: messenger RNA, 2329 nt
Organism: Oncorhynchus tshawytscha (Chinook salmon)
Lineage: Eukaryota; Metazoa; Chordata; Actinopteri; Salmoniformes; Salmonidae
Product: lipid droplet assembly factor 1
Exons: 6
Coding region: 308-811 (167 amino acids)
Source: RefSeq, a predicted model, not a curated record
AACAGUUUUGCAAAACGUUUGGAUUAGUGGCGAACUACACGAUUUACUGUGUUAAAAUUAAAGUCGUGUGGAAUUGAGGAGUAACUCAAUGUGUUGCUUGCUUUUUUAGCUAGCAAGUCGUUGGAAAUAGCUUUAGCUAUUCAGCUAGGCUACCGUUAGUGAAAGUAAACAAACCAAGAAACCCAGCUAACUGUUACUACUAAAGCUAGCUGAUGUGUCAUCAAGGCGCUUUGCUGAAAUAGAUUUAUAAGUGAGCUAGCAAGAUACAUGGUAUUCAUAUGUGUGUCUCCAUGAGAGAAACCUAACAAUGCAGUGCAACAAUGUGACAACUAUCCCCAAAGGGCUACUGCAGCUUCGAGACCGUUUGAGUAGCAUGAUGGACAGCCUGUACUGUGACCCCAAGGUGGCAGAGCUGAUGAACACAUCAAUGGGGCAGUACCUCAAUGGCCACCCAUUCUUAGCCCUGGCUGUGUUCGUAUUUGGCGCCAUGGCCACUGUACCCAUUGUGAUUUUCCUGACCUUUGCCACUGUUACAUUCAUUGGUGCCACUGUGGGUUUUGUUUUAUUGGAGGUGUUUCUGCUAUCCCUAGGAGGGGUCAGUCUGCUGUGUGUGCUCUCUGCUCUGGCCAUCCUCUCCAUCCUGGUCUCCUUGGUCCUCGGUGCCUGUUACAUUACCUCUUACAAUGUGCUCAACUUCUACUACAGCCAGCGUGUCAGUAGGUACCGAGUCACUAGGUUGGAGCCUGCGACAAAUAUAACAGUCAUGGAACAAGAUGGAGAUGAAGAAGCCUAUGGGAAGCCGGAGGUUUAAGGAGCUGCAGCAUCAGUGAUGGAGAUGGCCUUCUACAGACACAAUCGUAUACUGAUCACUGCACUGGCAGAUAGGGGUUCCUCUAGACUCAAGAACUAGAUAGAGUAAAACCUCAGGUUGACUUUUCAUUAAAGGCCCAAUGCAGCUGUUUUUAUCUCAAUAUCAAAUCAUUUCUGGCUAGUAAUUAAAUACCUUACUGUGAUUUGUUUUAAAUGAAAACAAAAAUUGUUUAUUAGCAAAGAGCAUGUUCUCAAGCAAUAAUUGUUUAGGUCUAAGUGGGGAGGGAAAAACUGAAACAUAUCUGUUAUUGUCAGAGACAUUUGGAACUCUCUUAUUAGUCUAUAAACUAAUUUACUGCCAGGUGUCAACAGGCAGGCCACAUUUUCAGCCCACCAAAGCAGGCUGAAAUUUCAGGUGGUCUUUUCAAACAGCUCUUGCACUGAAAGGGCAUCAUUUUCACAAUUGCACAGUAUUAUUCCAACAUCAUCUGGAAAUAUUUAUAAAACAGAAUCUUUGGGCCUUUAACUAGAAAAAUCGAUUAUCCAAACAGCCCAAUGGAAUCAUCACCAUUGAUACAAGUAUUAAUAUGUCUUUAUAUGACACUGGAGGUUGUAUAAUUUCACCUGACUGAAUGUAGGCACAUUGUUUUAUUUUAUUGCAUUAUAGCAUUUGUACUAAUAUCUCUAUUUUCUUGAUCUUUCUAAGGGUUAAGAGUACAAAGAUGUAUAUUUUAUACAUAAACAGUUUAAAUUCAAGCUGCUAUCGGUUGCUAGUCUGUCAGAUGUUACAUGCAAUGAAUGCACCUUGGUUUUUGUCCAUUUGCAAUGGAGAGAGGAUUAAGAACCUGUAAUGGUAGAAAUGAUUUGUUAAACAAAUCCCAUUUAGAACAUGACAGAUGACCAGGUAGCACUGCAAUAUACCUGUUACUGCUACAUUGUCAAAUACAAUCUGUGUAUUCUGGAAACAAUGUGUGCAGUAUGCUAUAAUCCAUAUUGUACAUUUGCCAAAGAUUUUUCUUAAAUGUGUUCCUCUAGUUUUGAUCCACAUAGGAUUAAUAACAGGUCAGUCUUUUAAGUUUAAAAUCUGUGGUUCAUUUGAAAAGUGGGAGCUAGUUUCUGUUACUACGGUCAUGUCCGUUUGUGUGAACCAGAAAUGUAAAGUAUGCACUAAUAGAGAUGAGUGACUGAUUUGUAUCAAAAAGUGUUAUGUAUUCAAUUGAAUGUACCUUUUCUCUGAAGAUUAGUGGUGAGAUGUUACUUUGAUGGAAUGUUACAAGUAAAAAAUUUUUAAAAAAAUCACUUCAACUGCACUAAAUUGAUUUGCUCUAGAAAGCCAGUGUCUCAAUAUUGUAAGACAUUUUUCUAAUGUACAAAAGUAAUUUGUAAUGAUUGACCCUUCACAGAUUUGUAGUUCUGGCCUUGAGCAGUUAAAUGUUUUGUAUUGUCAUGUUUAAUGUGGACCCCAGGAAUAGUAGCUGCUGCUUUCACAAUGGGGAUUCUAAUAAAAUAAUACAAGUAA